Molecule: messenger RNA, 2306 nt
Organism: Alternaria alternata
Lineage: Eukaryota; Fungi; Ascomycota; Dothideomycetes; Pleosporales; Pleosporaceae
Exons: 7
Coding region: 447-2237 (596 amino acids)
Biological process (GO): transmembrane transport
Cellular component (GO): plasma membrane
Molecular function (GO): purine nucleobase transmembrane transporter activity
Source: RefSeq, a predicted model, not a curated record
GACAACGCUCCUGCCGCCAUACCAUUGACUUGUGCUACGCAUGAUGCGGCGGUCCCAAGUGGUCAUGCCGUCACUCCGUCCAAAACCUUCUUAGGGCGUGCUUUUUACCCUGCUGCGCGCUAUGCAUAGCCUUGACUUCCCCGCCCAUCCCUUUCGCUACAUGCCACUCCGCCUUGCGCGUGUCUUUUGUUUAGUACAGUUCGCCCUACCCUUCAUAUUUCCUAUAGCAUUCCUGCAGGAACUUUGCUUAUGGCGCCAAUAUAACCGAUCGCAUUUGCGAUUGAUCCAUGCCAUAUACCUUUUCGUUCCGAAUCGUUCAUGUUUGCUUCUACCGGACGUGCGUGACACAAAUAUAGUCGACGCAGGGCUAUCUGUCGCAGAUCCCUCCCUCUUUAUCUACCGAGCAUUGAAACCUUCGACUGGUGGCCAUCUUUACGUCUGUAAUCAUGGAGUCCAUCCGUUCCUCAAUCGAGUCACUCAAUGUGUACAUCGGCCGGUCAACUUUCGGAAGGAUAUUUCGUCUCGGCGGCUGUGGGCAUAAAGAUGAGAUCCUACAUACGAAGUUCACUACCGAAGUGCGGGCAGGACUUACGUCCUUCUUCACAAUGGCAUACAUCAUAGCAGUCAAUGCCACUAUUCUUGCCGACACUGGAGGCAACUGCGUAUGCAACGAUGCAACAGACCCUAUAUGUUUGACGAACACCGAGUACCUCAUCUGCAAGCAGGAUUUGAACCGCAACCUCAUCACCGCAACCGCGGCCGUAGCCGGCUUCAGCUCGUUUCUCUUUGGGUUCUUCACCAACAUGCCCGUUUGUCUCGCACCAGGCAUGGGUCUCAACGCGUACUUCGCCUACCAGAUUGUCGGCUUCCAUGGCACCGGUCUCAUCUCCUAUAAUCUGGCACUCACUGCGGUUUUUGCUGAAGGCUUCAUCUUCAUAUUCCUAUCUUUAAUCGGCAUGCGACAAUGGCUCGUCAAGAUCAUACCAGUGUCACUUAAGAUUGCUGCAGCGUGUGGUAUAGGGCUGUUUCUCGCCGAGGUUGGACUGAGCGCCAAUGCAGGUAUUGGUGCAAUUGCGGGCUCAAAGAGUACUCCACUUGACAUAGCGGGAUGUCCAGAUCAGUACAAGGAUGAGUUUGGCUCAUGUACAAGCCACAAGAUGACCUCUCCUACUAUGUGGCUAGGUAUCAUGGGUGGGGGCAUCUUGACAGCUUACUUGAUGACAUAUAAGGUCAAGAGUGCCAUGAUCCUGGCCAUCCUACUCGUGUCAAUCAUCUCAUGGCCACGAGGUACAUCAGUCACAUUCUUUCCUUACAACGAGGUUGGUGACAACCGCUUCGAAUUCUUCAAGAAGGUGGUCGACUUUCAUCCCAUCAAUCGCACUUUGAACGCUCUGGACUGGGACGUCAACCGGGCACCUGGCCACUUCGCCCUCGCCCUAUUCACUUUCCUCUAUGUCGACAUCAUCGACUGCACGGCUACACUUUAUUCCAUGGCACGUUUCUCCGGCGUGGUGGACGCGGAGACUGGAGAUUUUCCACGAUCAACGAUUGCUUAUUGCACGGACGCUUUUUGCAUCUCCAUGGGUGCACUCCUUGGUUGUUCACCUGUGACGGCUUUCAUCGAGAGCGGUGCUGGGAUUGCAGAAGGUGGCAAAACUGGAUUAACAGCCAUGACCUGUGGUGUUUGUUUUCUCAUAUCCAUGUUCUUCGCUCCUAUCUUUGCUUCGAUACCGCCAUGGGCUACUGGAAGCACAUUGAUCCUGGUUGGCUGCCUCAUGAUGCGACAAAUCUCCUCGAUCAAUUGGCGGUACAUCGGCGAUGCGAUUCCAGCCUUCGUAACCGUGAUGUUCAUUCCCUUCGGAUACAGCGCGGCCUACGGUCUUAUUGCGGGUUUGAUGGUCUACACUGCACUUAAUGGCAUGAUUUACUUGACCAAGAUUAUCUCCGGCGGCUACAUCGUUCCCGAAGACGAAGAUCACCGCGAAUACUGGACUAUCAAACCCGCUGGCAGACUCCCCUGGUUCAUCACCGCAUCCCAAAGCCUCGCAGAUCGCGUGCGGGGGACUCACACGCCCAAUUCCCGUGACGCGAUUUCCAUUCGAAGCACGGAGUCGGAGUGGAAAUACCACGAUCGGAUUGGCUCAAAUGGAUCCGAUCGCGAGCUUGAUUCGGUCGUUAUACAAGCCUUGCCCACAGAUCCUCGCCGGGAGAAGGUUUUCAAGUCGAUGGGGAGAUAAUGGCGCCUGUGAUUGGCAGGGGAGAGUUUCUGUGAAUUAGAGUUUCGCGCUUAUGAAAUGAAUUAUCAC